CUGCUCUCGCAGUGUGCCUCCCACUCAGAUUUCAUCCUCGGCCUCGUCUCCAAGCCAAGUAACCUCACCCCCAGCCUCCCAUGGUCGCCUCGAGAUCUUAGCAGGCAGCGCCGGAGAGCGCCGACGAGCCCCCCGAUCCCUCCUCGCCGCCGCCGCCAACCGACCGGGGGAGGAGAGGAGGGGAGGGGAGGGGAGCGAUGGAGGCGGCCAACUACUCCGGAAAGCUCUUCGUCGGCGGCAUCUCGUGGGAGACGGACGAGGACCGCCUCCGCGAGUACUUCGGCGGCUUCGGGGAGGUCACCGAGGCCGUCAUCAUGCGGGACCGCAGCACGGGCCGCGCUCGUGGGUUCGGGUUCGUGGUCUUCUCCGAUGCGUCGGUGGCGGAGCGGGUGACCAUGGACAAGCACAUGAUCGACGGGCGCAUGGUGGAGGCAAAGAAGGCCGUUCCCAGGGACGACCACAGUAUCGUGAGCAAGAGCAAUGCCAGCAGCAUAGGGUCACCUGGACCGGGCCGUACUAGAAAGAUCUUUGUUGGAGGUUUGCCCUCAAAUGUCACAGAGGCUGACUUCAGAAGGUACUUUGAGCAAUUCGGUGUCAUAACCGAUGUGGUUGUGAUGUAUGACCACAACACGCAGAGGCCGAGGGGCUUUGGAUUCAUCACCUAUGAUUCAGAAGAUGCUGUGGACAAAGCUCUGCACAAGAGCUUCCAUGAGCUGAAUGGUAAAAUGGUUGAGGUCAAGAGGGCUGUUCCAAAAGAGCAGUCUCCUGGACCUGUUGCACGCUCGCCUGCGGGAGCAGGGCAGAGCUAUGCUAUGAACCGCUUCCUGAAUGGCUUCAACCAGGGUUACAACCCGAACCCCAUAGGAGGCUAUGGCAUGAGGGUGGAUGGAAGGUAUGGCCUGCUUUCAGGUGCACGGAAUGGGUUCUCUUCUUUUGGCCCAGGUUUUGGGAUGGGCAUGAAUGUUGAAGGUGGGAUGAGCGGAACUUUUGGUGCAAACUCAGGUUUCAUCAACAGUUCCAAUGGGAGGCAAAUGGGUUCGUACUACAAUGGAAGUUCGAACAGAUUGGGUAGUCCUAUUGGGUACCUUGGCCUCAAUGAUGAUUCAGGAUCAAUGUUGAGUUCAAUGUCUAGGAAUGUUUGGGGUAAUGGGAGUCUAAACUACCCGAGCAAUCCUACAAACAUGAAUGCUUUUGCUUCACCUGGAAAUGGAGGUCAAGUCGGUAUUACUGGUGACAAUUGGGGAGGUCUCCCUUCUGCUCAUGCGAUGGGCAACAUUUCAAGCCUUGGGUCAGGGAACCUUGGCCGUGGAGCUGGAGAUAAUAACUUUGGUUUGCCUUCUGGCAGCUAUGGGAGGAGCAACUCAACUGGUACAAUUGGUGAACCUUUCUCUGCAUCAGGCAAUACAUAUGAAGUGAACAACCCUGAUACAUAUGGUAGCAGCUCUAUUUAUGGUGGCACAGCCUGGAGGUUUGCAUCAUCUGAGGUUGACAUACCUUCUUUUGGCCAUGAUCUUGGAAAUAUUGAUCCAAAUAUCAAAUCAGACGUAUCAGCAAGUUACAUGGGCAACUAUACUGUUAACAACAAUCAGCCAAGCAGAGGUAUCACUUCCUAGGGAGAGUAUUACUACUAUAUUCAUAUAUGACUUGGAAUAGAUGAAACACCCAUUCUCUCAGGCAUCCAGGUGCAUGGGCGUGAAUCGGUGUUUGUCAGAUUAAUAUACAGGUUAGUUUUGUCUAGCUAACCAGCGGUGUGGUUUACGAACACCAACAUGCUAGAGGAGGCGCGGAUACAGAAACAUUUUGUGAAGGUUUUCUCUUUUUGGGGUCAUGUUUUAGUUUAAAUUUCCGUACGGCGUGGUUAGGCCUUUUCGUUUUUGAUGAAUGAGAUGUGCAGUGGUGAUUAUUGCGGCACAUAUUUAGAAGUCGGUCGUGUUCCAACAUAAGCUGGAAAAAGGUGUCUGUCUGUAUACGGAUGAACAUGUAUACCAACCAAAGGGAUGCUGUAUUAUGUUGCCCAUUUGUUACUACAUUAGCUCGCGUGUUUUGGGCCUGUUUUUAACCA
This is a messenger RNA of Setaria italica (foxtail millet), 2062 nucleotides long. RefSeq names its product heterogeneous nuclear ribonucleoprotein 1. Bases 198 to 1613 code for a protein of 471 amino acids. The record is from RefSeq and is a predicted model, not a curated record. Gene Ontology annotation, molecular function: RNA binding. NCBI's taxonomy places the organism in Eukaryota, Viridiplantae, Streptophyta, Magnoliopsida, Poales, Poaceae. The transcript is spliced from 4 exons.